Chelonoidis abingdonii (Abingdon island giant tortoise) is the source of this 1572-nucleotide messenger RNA. It is a transcript of the gene FKBP1A, whose product is annotated as FKBP prolyl isomerase 1A. The record is from RefSeq and is a predicted model, not a curated record. Gene Ontology annotation, biological process: protein peptidyl-prolyl isomerization; regulation of ryanodine-sensitive calcium-release channel activity. Gene Ontology annotation, cellular component: cytoplasm; sarcoplasmic reticulum membrane. Gene Ontology annotation, molecular function: peptidyl-prolyl cis-trans isomerase activity. NCBI's taxonomy places the organism in Eukaryota, Metazoa, Chordata, Testudines, Testudinidae.
UCGAGGCUUUAGUCUUGGAAAGGCAGGCGGUGCUGCCUCAGCACUGCUGGCAAGUGGUGAGCUAAUGGGCCUCUUUUGGAAAGGCCGUGUCUCGCUUGGUGUCUCUACCCCUCGGGAAUGCUGGCUGGAUAGCAGCAGGCUGCCUGACGAGCAGGGAUCCCACCCACUUGUGGAUUCUUCAGCACUGAAACAAGCCAGGAGAUCCAGGAGAAACACCUUGAUACGAGUGCCCCCAUUCCAGCUUCUAGCAGCAGACCAACGUAUGCUAGAGGAUGGGAAAAAGUUUGAUUCCUCCCGCGACAGGAACAAGCCAUUCAAGUUUGUGAUGGGCAAGCAGGAGGUGAUCCGCGGCUGGGAAGAAGGGGUUGCGCAGAUGAGUGUUGGGCAGAGAGCAAAGAUGAUCAUCUCUCCAGAUUACGCCUACGGUUCUACUGGCCACCCAGGCAUCAUCCCCCCAAAUGCCACGCUAAUUUUUGAUGUAGAGCUUAUUAAAUUGGAAUGACAGGAGGCCCCUUCCUCAACUCCCUGUUCUUGGGUUUGGCACAUGGAGGCAUCCAGAAUCUCAGCUUCAAGAAAAAUGCACAUGACUUUGUAUGGAGCUUUUCCUGAUAUUCCACUACACUCAUUGUAUAACCAUGUACCCUGAUUGAAUGUGUCUGAUCACUCAGCUUUGCUUCCGACUCUUCCUCCUUGUAUUGUGGUUUUAUGUCUUUUAAACUAUAUGCCGUAAACCUCACCAUUUUGAGGGUCAAAUUCUUAAUCUUAUUUUUGUUCUGGGUGUAGAUUAAGUUGUGUAUGAUUGAGCAUUCACCGUAAGUACACUGAUGGGUUAACCUUAGAUAGGAAUUGUUUGAACAAAGAAAACCUGUUAAUUUUUUGGAUGCAAAUAUCGUGUAUUAAAAACAAAUUGCUGCUGCUCCAAAAGCCAUAGCGAUCGAGGGCUGAGUGACUCUGGAAAGCAGAGUAGUUCUAGGCUAAUGUAUUUGUUUCCUUGGCUGAAACUGGGCCUCUGGGAGCGACUCGCUUCCCCCUUCCCAUCUGCCUCGUGGAAGGACAGUUUCAACGCGUUGUUGCUGCCCCAGCAGUAUUUUCCCUCCAGGGUGGCUGGGGCUGCCCUUACAGCUGCCCCCAUCGCUACCCAUUGACUUUUCCAUCUCUUGGUUAUUUUCUCUUGGAUUUCAAAGACCUUUUUAUCUUUAGCCAUCAAAGCUCUGCAACUACCUACAUUCAAGAACUUGAAUUGAACUUUUUAAAUUGAAGGUGCUGUUUAUGGGGGGAGGGGGGAGAUACAAAAAGAAACCAGCCCACAAGAGAGAACCCAAACCCCAGUCGUCAUAAUUACGACUUAGACCCGAGUGUUCUCUACCAAACCUUGAUGCUGGUCAUCACAGCUCGCAGCAGUCUCCCGUAUGACGCACAGUCCUGCUCUGCUGAGGUCCUUCCCACUCGCCUGCCUCUGCCCUGUGUAGUAAUUUUUGGUAAGAGAAAUUGCCGCCAUCACUUCCUCCUCCACCACAUUAAAGUAUCAUGUUUUAUUAUUGCAAUAAAAUGCUUUACGCUGGCUUUUCUCAA